UUGUUCAUAGCAAACGCCACUGAGCCAGUCAAAGUGUCAAUGUCGUGAACUAGGUUAGUCUGUUGCUAGUUUAUUUAGCAGGACGUAUUCGAAUUUAAGCGACUAACUUAUUACAUAGUGAUUAGCAAUGACGAUUCGUUUGUUUUUUGUGCAAUUGUGAUUAUGUGUGAAAAUCCUGAGACAAUGGGUGUACAAACAAAUGCACUGGAAAAGGAGAAUCCUUUCGAUUCAGAUACCACAUCUGCUACCGAUGCCCCAAAAUUAAAACGAACCUUUACAUUACCGCGAAAUCUGUUCGGUACAACCAGAAAUUCUAAAAGAAAAUUUCAAAGUAAAGGCAAUGAAGAAGCUAAGAUUACCAAUAAUGAAGAUAAAAAUAAGAAAGUAUUCAGGCGUCCUUCCAUUAGAAAGUUCAUUAAUAAAAUAGCUCAGCAUAUAAAUGGUGUCAGUAUGAUUACUACUGACAAUAAUCGCGUCCCCCCUGUUGGAUUGCAAACUUGGGGACCCGAAGACACCCCUGGUGUAACAGGCUUAGUGAAUCAUGGCAAUACUUGCUUUAUAAAUGCAGUCCUACAAUGCAUUGCUCACACUGACAUAUUAGCUGAAUACUUCGUACUAGACAAAUAUAAAAUAGAUUUAUCCAGGAGAAACAAAUUGAAUUCCAAAAAAUUUGGAAGUAAAGGAGAAUUAACUGAACAAUUAGCUCUUUUGCUUAAAGCUUUAUGGGCAUGUAAAUAUCAUCCCGAUCUCACUAUUGCUUUCAAACAAGUUGUAGAAAAACAUGGUUCACAAUAUAAGGGCAGACAACAACAUGAUGCCUUAGAAUUCCUACAAUGGUUGUUGGAUAAAGUUCAUGAAGAUCUGAACACAGCUUCAAAGAGAAAGUUUAAAUCAGUUAAGACGUCCGGAAAACCUGAUGAAGUGAUAGCGGCAGAGACCUUGGAAAAUUAUAAGAGAUGCAAUAAUUCCUUCAUCCAGGGUGUAUUUCAAGCCCAAUAUAGAUCAUCCCUAAGUUGCUCAAGAUGUAAAAGUCAAUCGAAUACUUUCGAUCCCUUUCAAUGUCUUUCUGUGCAGUUACCCCAAGUGAAUAAGCAAUCAAUAUAUGUCACGGUUGUCUACACCAAUCAACAACCUAGACAAGUGAAGAUCGGUCUAAGCCUUCAGUCCGGAUGUACCAUAUACGAACUGAGAGACAUGCUUCAGUCUGACACGUCCAUAGAAAUGUCCAGGAUGCUGAUUACAGAGAUCGAGGACAGCCGUUUUCACCGUACCUUCUCCGAUUCUCAGUGUAUAAGUUUGAUCACUGAAAUAGAUCCAAUCUACUGCAUAGAAACGCCAGAACUCAAAGAUAUUUCAGAUGAUACCACAAGUGCCUACAUUCUACUCUGUUGGAUGAAUUGUGUCAUGGUCGACGAUGAAUGGAAGAGGUUUGGAAGUCCAUACUGCAUGCAAGUAUCUAGAGAAUUAUCUUAUGAAGAUCUGCAAAAGCUCAUCCUCAAAGAAAUGGCCUGUAUACUACAUGACGACGUAUUAACAUCUAAUCAAUCUAAAACGAUUUUCAAAAUGAGAAUAUCGGAUCCCGCCUGUGAUGAAAACGAACCUUAUACUUACAUAGACCCUGAGUUGGAGCAUCCACUAUUCAUGGAAGCUUUGGAUCAAGCGUUGGCACUAUGCAGCGAUGAUGGGGGUCCUCCACAUGUCAAAGUCAUAUUGGAGUGGGAUGACCAAGCAAAGAAAGAUCUCAUAGCAGAUGACACAGAUCAGAUUGAGGAGCACUCUAGUGUGAAGCAUCUCAAAACUUACGAUAUGCAAGGGGCUCCUUUAACACUGGAGGAAUGUUUGCGAGAUUACACAGGAGCUGAAACAUUGACAGAUGCUUGGAGGUGUACACAUUGUCAACAGUAUCAGCCUGUCAUAAAGACAUUGGGAGUAUGGUCACUUCCGGAUAUUCUGAUAGUUCAUUUCAAAAGAUUCAGGCAGCAAAGUUUAAGAGGAACUAACAGCACAAAAUUAACUACUAUGGUGGAGUUUCCAGUUUGCGGAUUAGAUAUGUCACCUCAUCUUGCCAACAAGUGUAGCUCAGAAACCAUAGACGGAGAUCAAGUCUUAUUGGGAAAUAACUGGUCACCUUGGAAGAAGUCCCAGAAGCACUCCACUGCGUCUGACAGCAUAUAUGACCUUUACGCAGUCUGUUACCAUCAUGGUACCAGUUUGGGUACUGGACACUACACAGCUGCUUGCAAAAAUCCAUAUAAUGGCCAAUGGUACCUAUACGACGAUGCCAAAGUCACAAACCUCAGCAGAGAAUCAGAUGAUAUGAGCAGCCUUCUUGUUAAUAAUAGUGCCUAUAUACUUUUUUAUCAAAGACGUGGAGGAUAUUACUCAAGUAGCUCAAAUUCAAGCAGUGCCGCUAGUACCAGUUCCGUCAGUUCAAGUGUGGACCAUUGGAUAUCGAGAAUGCCAAGAUUCAUUCCGCCUAAACAUUUGAAGAUAGAAACACCUGUUACCAACAAUAAAGAGAAUGUUGAGGGUACUGAAGAGAUAACGGAAAAAGACAAUAUAGAUGUUGCGUUAAGGAACUCCCAGAAUGCUCUGAAGACUGACAGCAGCAAUAGUAUACCGAAGUUUAUAGACGAGUCCUCGAACAUGCACUUGGAACACAAUUCUCAAAACGAUGAGCUCCGUCCAGAUUCCAGAAUAGAAAGUGACACAGAAAAUAUUCCACCAGAAAGAAAUCCAUUGGAACCGAUAUAUAGAACCAGCAUCUAUAUAAAUUCAGAGGGGCAAGCUGACAUAAAGACAACUUCUAAUAUUUCUCCGGUGUUGAGUCCUCUGAGACUCAACCACGUGUCAGAAGAUGAUAUAGAAGUGACCUUGAGGAAGGUCGAUAAUAAAAUGUACUUCAGUUCUGUGUCUGUUCAGAGGCAUUCUGAUAGAGGAGUGGUUAGAAACAUCGAAACAUCAAACAGUAACCUAAAUUGUAUGUCUCCUCUACCUCGAAGGACUCAAACUCAAUCUCAGCUAUCAAUGUAGAAGAUUUCGAUAUUCAUUUUUUAAAACUAUGUACAUAAAUUAUUAGAUAAGUACAAUAGAUAGUGAUAAAUAAACUUUUCCAUUUGUAUACACUUAUAAAUUGUUCAUAUGACAUGUUCAUGCAAUGAUGAACUGUAUUACAUAUAAAUUAUGUAAUUUGUUUUGAAUAUUCUCAUUUUUGUACAAGGUCUUAUGAAAUACUAGUGAUAAACAUUUCUUAGAAAAAGUAUACCAAAAAGUUUAACAGAGUAAUAUAUUGAUUGUUGCAUUAAUUAUACCAUUAUUUAAAGUUUUAUUUUGAGACCUUAUUGUUGAAAAAACAAUGGAUUUUUUUUAAUUUUUGUUUUUUUAUUUGUUAGAAAGUUUAUCUUAAAGACUGUUCCGAAUAAACAUUUUAAAAUUUUUAAUAAAUACA
Molecule: messenger RNA, 3448 nt
Organism: Harmonia axyridis
Lineage: Eukaryota; Metazoa; Arthropoda; Insecta; Coleoptera; Coccinellidae
Gene: Usp15-31
Product: ubiquitin carboxyl-terminal hydrolase 31
Exons: 10
Coding region: 163-3033 (956 amino acids)
Biological process (GO): protein deubiquitination
Molecular function (GO): cysteine-type deubiquitinase activity
Source: RefSeq, a predicted model, not a curated record